This is a messenger RNA of Kalmanozyma brasiliensis GHG001, 960 nucleotides long. RefSeq names its product Complex 1 LYR protein. Gene Ontology annotation, biological process: mitochondrial respiratory chain complex III assembly. The record is from RefSeq and is a predicted model, not a curated record. Lineage: Eukaryota; Fungi; Basidiomycota; Ustilaginomycetes; Ustilaginales. The transcript has 2 exons. Bases 1 to 960 code for a protein of 319 amino acids.
AUGACAUUCACAGUGGCGCAGCGCCAGCGGGCGAUCGGCCUGUACAAGCGCCUCCUUCGCACAUCACGCAAGACGUUCGAUGGCGAUUCAAACGCGAUCGCCGCCGCCAGGGACGAGACUCGCCGUCGCUUCAGGGACGCAGCACAGGAGAUAGAUGCUGCCAAGAUCGACGAGGGUCUCAAGAUGGGCGACGAGAUUGUCUCGGUACUCCGACAGAACGUCGUCCAGGGCAAGUGGCGACAGGACAGGGAUGCGUAUGAACUCCGCAUGACCAAGGAGACAGAGCUCGGCAACAACGACAGCAUCAAAGAGGCACGAGCCAAGCAGAUCGCCGACCUCAAAGCGGGCAAGAAGCCGGAGCGAAAGAGCUGCCGCGAGAUGGCCGCUCAGUAUCAAGCAUCCUCCUCCUCUUCAUCCGCGGCCACGUCCUCCUCUUCCGCGUUCAAUUCGGUUCGCGCCUACUCCACCUCUGCCCGACCCACAUCUAGCAUCCUUGCGCAAGCUACGCACUUCCAGCAGCGCAGCGGAUUCGCAUCCUCAGCGAGCACACUUUCUCGCGACCCUUCCGCCGUCGCCGCAUCGCCUCUCCCGCGUCCAGUACCCAAGUUCUCGUCCACUACCAUCCUUGCGGACGGCUCAUCGAUUCAGCUCGCCACCACAUCGCCCCGUCGUCUCACGCGGCUGACGCGAGACCCCACCAACCAUCCGCUGUGGAACCCGGGCCAGGAACGAAAGAUCGGUGGUGACGCAGCGGACGACAGCGGUCGUCUGGGCAGGUUCAGGAGGAGAUUCGAGGGUGCCGAUGGCGCAGUGGCCAGCAAGGCGGAGGCAAAUAAGGAGGCGGGAGAGGUUAACUUCGGUCAGGAGGACCUGGAUUGGAUGAGUGUCGGUGGUCGUGAGGCUCGGGCUGGCUCGCCCAUUGCGGCGAAGAAGGCUGCCAAGGGCAAAGGCCGCAAGUGA